CCCUUCCCCGCCCCAGCCGGGAUAGGGGUGCGGUCCCGAGUGCCUACUGUGGCUUCCCCCUUUGCGACCCGCUCCCGGGAGCGUUCCAACGCCCACAGGCUGCUUUCCGGGAACGCUUACCCGGCCGUGCGCCCCAGUUUCCCGCAAGUUGCCUGGCCGCCGAGAACGUUCUGACGCCUUCGGGGAACGCCCUCGACCACGCGACUCUGGCCGGGUACCGCUCUCAGUCCCCGGUGUUGCAGCCGCGGAGCAGCGGUGAGUAGCAUGCGGGACUACGACGAGGUGACCACGUUCCUGGGCGAGUGGGGGCCCUUCCAGCGCCUUAUCUUCUUCCUGCUCAGCGCCAGCAUCAUCCCCAACGGCUUCAAUGGAAUGUCAGUCGUGUUCCUGGCCGCCACCCCGGAGCACCGCUGCCGGGUGCCGGACACGGCGAACCUGAGCGGCGCGUGGCGCAACCACAGUAUCCCGCUGCGGCUGCAGGGCGGCCGCGAGGUGCCUCACAGCUGCCGGCGCUACCGGCUCGCGGCGAUCGCCAACUUCUCGGCGCUCGGGCUGGAGCCGGGACGCGAUGUGGACCUGGAGCAGCUGGAGCAGGAGGGCUGCGUGGACGGCUGGGAGUUCAGCCGGGACAUCUACCUGUCCACCAUCGUGACCGAGUGGAAUCUAGUGUGUGAGGAUGAUUGGAAGACGCCCCUCACCUCCUCCCUGUUCUUUGUGGGCGUGCUCCUCGGCUCCUUCGUGUCUGGGCAGCUAUCUGACAGGUUUGGCAGGAAGAGCAUCCUCUUCGCAACCAUGGCCGUGCAGACUGGCUUCAGCUUCCUGCAGAUUUUCUCCAUCAACUGGGAGAUGUUUACUGUAUUAUUUGUCAUCGUCGGGAUGGGCCAGAUCUCCAACUAUGUGGUGGCCUUCAUUCUAGGAACAGAAAUUCUUGGCAAGUCAGUUCGUAUUCUAUUCUCCACGUUAGGAGUGUGCACAUUUUUUGCAGUUGGCUACAUGCUGCUGCCGCUGUUUGCUCACUUCAUCCGAGACUGGCGGAUGCUGCUGCUGGCGCUCACGGUGCCCGGGGUGCUGUGCGUCCCUCUGUGGUGGUUUAUUCCCGAAUCUCCCCGGUGGUUGAUAUCCCAGAGAAGAUUUAGAGAGGCUGAAAGUAUCAUCCAAAAAGCUGCAAAAAUGAACAACAUAGCUGCCCCGAUGGUGAUUUUUGAUCCUGUGGAGCUACAGGAACUAAAACUCCCAAGUCAGCAGAAAGUUUUCAUUCUGGACCUAUUCAGGACUCAGAAUAUUGCCACAAUAACCAUCAUGUCCUUGCUGCUCUGGAUGCUAACCUCAGUGGGUUACUUUGCUCUGUCUCUCAACGCUCCUAAUUUACACGGAGAUGCCUAUCUGAACUGUUUCCUUUCUGCCUUGAUCGAAGUUCCAGCUUACAUCACAGCCUGGUUGUUGCUUCGAACCCUGCCUCGGCGUUACAUCAUAGCUGGAGUACUGUUCUUGGGAGGAGGCGUGCUUCUCUUAAUUCAGUUCGUACCUGCAGAUUACAACUUCUUGUCCAUUGGUCUGGUGAUGUUAGGAAAGUUCGGGAUCACCUCUGCUUUCUCCAUGCUGUAUGUCUUCACUGCAGAGCUUUACCCCACCCUGGUCAGGAACAUGGCUGUGGGGGUCACAUCCAUGGCAUCCAGAGUGGGCAGCAUCAUUGCUCCCUACUUUGUUUACCUCGGUGCUUACAACAGAGUUCUGCCCUACAUCGUCAUGGGUAGCCUGACUGUCUUCAUUGGAAUCAUCACCCUUUUCUUCCCGGAAAGUUUUGGAAUGACUCUACCAGAGACCUUAGAGCAGAUGCAGAAAGUGAAAGGGUUCAGGUUUAGGAAAAAACCAAGAGAUUCAGUAGAGAAGGAAGAAAAUCCCAAAGUUCUAAUAACUUCAUUCUGAUAAGAUCUCCACCCCAUUUGGUGACCUGAAAACCAGCUGCAUCAGACUCUACGAGGAAACCAAAGCCUUUCCUGAGGAACUGGACCAAGCCUGACGAUGAACACUAAGAUGACUCUGCUAUUGAGAAACGCUUGUCAUAGAGCACACUCCAGAUAAUCUCCUUAAUUUUAAUA
Messenger RNA from Neomonachus schauinslandi (Hawaiian monk seal), 2099 nucleotides. It is a transcript of the gene SLC22A4, whose product is annotated as solute carrier family 22 member 4. The coding region runs from base 265 to 1926 and encodes 553 amino acids. Gene Ontology annotation, biological process: transmembrane transport; carnitine transport. The transcript has 10 exons. Gene Ontology annotation, molecular function: transmembrane transporter activity; ATP binding. Gene Ontology annotation, cellular component: membrane. NCBI's taxonomy places the organism in Eukaryota, Metazoa, Chordata, Mammalia, Carnivora, Phocidae. The record is from RefSeq and is a predicted model, not a curated record.